AUGCAUUUAUGUGAUGUUGAAAUGAAUUUAACUCGAAUUUUAUUAGAUCCAAUUGUUUAUGAUAAAACAGUACGACCGGCACGAGUUCAUACUGAUGUAACAAAUAUUUCAUUUGAUUUAUCACUUGCUCAACUUAUUGAUGUUGAUGAAAAAAAUCAAAUUAUUACAACAAAUCAAUGGUUAACUAUGAGCUGGCUUGAUCCAAAACUUACUUGGAAUCCUUUAGAAUGGGAAAAUAUCAGUUUACUUCAUAUUAAAUACGACAAAAUUUGGUUACCUGAUAUUGUUUUAUAUAAUAAUGCUGAUAAUCUUGCUUCAUUAAGUCAAAUAUCAACAAAUGUUAUGGUAUCUUCGGAAGGUAUAGUUACAUGGUUAUCAACAGGUAUUUUUAAGAGUUCAUGUGCUAUUGAUGUUCGUUAUUUUCCUUUUGAUGAACAAAAUUGUACAUUGAAGUUUGCGUCAUGGACUUAUGAUAGUGCUCGAAUUGAUCUAGCACAAAAAACAAAUAUUGGUGAUUUGAGUAAUUUUAUGGCAAAUUCAGGUCCAGAAACAUUUCCUGAUCUUACUUAUAUAGUACAAAUGCGUCGUCGUCCAUUAUUUUACGUAUUUAAUAUGAUUCUUCCUUGUUUUCUUAUUACAAGUGUUGCAUUUCUUGGUUUUUGUGUUCCAUCUGAUAGCGGCGAAAAAGUAUCUAUUGGUGUAACAACUCUUCUUUCAAUGACAGUAUUUCUUAUGCUUGUUACUGAUAGUAUGCCACCUAAUUCAGAUUCUUUACCUUUAAUCGGUGUUUAUUAUUUUUCUGCCAUCAUAAUUGUAAGCAUAGCAACAGGCAUGUCAGUUGCUUCUCUUAAUUUGUAUCAUCGUGGCAAACAUUAUCUUCAUCCUGUUCCAAACUGGAUGGUACGAUUAUUUUUUAUCAUAAUUCCAAAAUUACUUUUUAUGAAUAUUGAAUUUCCUAUUUAUUCACAAAAUCGAGAAGAAAAUCUUCUAAAAUGCAAGCGAACAAAAACGUCAUUUUCACUAGUACAAUCUGAAACAAAGAAAAAACAAACAAAACUAUUAAACAAAUAUUCAUCAAAUAAAACUGAUUAUACAAAUAAAAAUACUUCAUUACAUAAUGGUAAAAUGACAUUAUAUGAAGAUCCAAUUGAACCUAAUAUAACAAGUUCAUUAACAUCUUCAGAUAAUCUUCAUUCAUUUGAUUUUUAUACAUCUCCACCAUUAAUACUUCGUUCUUGUACAUCUAUACAAUCAUCAAAUAGACACCAACAACAAAAAUCUAAUGAUAAAAAUAAUCAAACUUAUUUAACAGACUUAUCAAAUAAAUAUUCGAAUAGUAUGAGAUUAUCUAUUGAUUAUAUACAUCGUAUUGUUGAACAAAAUGAACAUCGAUAUGAACAACAAGAACACAAUAGAAUUAUUACACAAGAAUGGCAAAUUUUAGGUCGAGUUGUUGAUCGUCUACUUGUUUUUAUUUUUUUAAUUAGUACAAUGGUUGUUUUUCUAUUUAUUUUUCUUCAGGCACCACAUUUAAGAUUAAAAUAA
Molecule: messenger RNA, 1545 nt
Organism: Rotaria sp. Silwood1
Lineage: Eukaryota; Metazoa; Rotifera; Eurotatoria; Philodinida; Philodinidae
Source: the annotation of a GenBank genome assembly